UCAGCUACUCUCAAGAAUCAGAAUGUUAAUUUCCUUUCGCUGAUUUUGUUGACUUCCAACUUCAGGCCAACACAUUUUCAUUUUCUGUAGAGGUAGAGACUCAGCAUUUAUUUCUUCUUUUGUUGUUUUAUAUAUGGAUACGGAAGUAGUAGAGCCAGUUCGACAUGCAUAGAAGGGCGCCGCGUCGAGAGUAACUAAGGAUUGUCUCACGACGGCUGCUAGCAGGCGCAUCCUCUCGGAAAACGAUUUUUUUGCUAUUGCUCCCUCCGAAUCAACCGGAUGCCGUUACGAUUACGGUACUAGCUGUUCGUAAAAAGUCUAUUUUAUAAAGCAGUAAAACUAAAAGUUGAAUCUAGUCAAAAUGAUGGGUUACAAUCGGGCCGGCGAAGUGGACAUGGGUUCGGGAUUCCUCGGCAGUGGCGGUCUGGACGACAUGGAAUCGGCCGAGGUGGAGGCAGUUCGGGCGGCUUGUGACGCCCUUCCCAUCGAGACGGGCAGUAAAUUGAAGGUAAGUUCUUGUUUGCACUCCUUGUUCUACAUUUGUGUGCACACGGCUGCAAUGUCUUUUCUGGUUUUAUUUUCUUCUGCGCAUCAGAUACAGAUUCCCUCUACGCAGCCGAGAAAUUGAAAUUAUGAAGGAAGCCAAAACAAAAACACAGGCGAUGUUUUCCAGCAACGGGUUGACCAUGGCUGAUUUGGAUGUAAAAUCUGUGAUGGAACUGGCACGGUUGCAUAUCACAUUGCAAGCAAAAGUUCUACAGCACAUGGAGAACGAGAGGGUAACUAACUGCAUUUUUUUAACAAAUAAUGACGCACCACUUCAUUGUGUUGUCCGCAUGACUUAUUUUCGAAACAAUUUACCAUAGUACUGUACUUCUUCUACUACUUAUAUGUGCAUAGCGGUCUUGCUGCGCGACCGCCUACACUACAGCCAGUGAACACGUGACGGUCGGCGCACACGGUUUUGCGAGCGCAGGUAGAAGGUCAACAUGGGACGUUACAUAAAAACCGGUUUUUGACGGACAGCAACACAAACUAACAGGUAUUUUUGUGCAAUUCGCGGUCAAAGUCCCGAUUUCUAAUCUCUACCUGCGAACGGGCCAAGCAAGGCGCUCUGGACGUGCGCGGCUUUGGAGCAAUAGAUCCGUGGAAAAGUCACUUGAACAACAUAGCAGUCUGUAACACGAAGGACGUCGAUCUUGUGGAAGAGGAGGAAUACCUGGUGAAACUUGACAAGGAGCUAAACUGCGGACUGAACGCAAUCGUUUCGCUCGAGGUCCACGUGUCGAAAGCAGUUUGUCCCAUGCUAGCAGAAAUCAGUACGUCUUACUUAUUUGAGCCUAGUGAUCCCACCUGCUUUUUGUUCGUGUCUAUGUGAUGUUGUAGGAAAACAAAAUGUAUGACCUUGCCGUUCGGUAUAGUGCCGUGGGAAGUAGCUCAGCGCAUAAACGCAUAUAGUGCUUAUUUUUCCAGCAUUCGUAUUUUCGUACGAACCUAUAUCAAAAUCAAUCUUACAACCAGGUCCGGUAGAGCUAACUUUCACGAUGGCAAGUACUCUGGACGAGUUGAAGGAGAAGUUCCUCGCCAUGGGCUGCACGGUGAAGCUAAACCACAUGAAGCUCCGGCUCGCCACCGAUAACCACGUGAACGCGAAUUUGCAGCCCGCGAACUGGAAUUACCUCGGCUUUCUGCGGGGGGACCGGACCUUCGCGUACUACAAUUUUCCUGCCGCCGGUUCCACGAAAUCAGCGGGCGUGAAGCUGUCCCUUCUGACGCGCGCACGUGGCGGGGUGCGACUCCGGAAGGAUCUGUCGCGUUCGAAUCGGCAGCCAGACACCCGCCCCAGUUUACUGGAGCAGACCGCCGUCAUGACGGCGAUGCUCCAGAACAACCCGACCGGGCACGGUGCCCCGGAAGGUGCUAUUAUCCGAGAUCCUAACGCGGUGGUGCAUAACAGCAUCGGCACCGCGGCGCCUGGACUUCCGCAGGCAGGGGCCCUCGGGCCGAUGAUGGUGGCGGGGAUGCAGCGAAUGAUGACGCAGUGGCAAACCUAUCUGGCAAACACAGCCGCAGCCAAGCAGGAGAAACUGGAGAUAGCCGAACGGGUAGAGGCAAACAAAAAAGCAGCGGCGGAUGCAGAGGCGGCAGCAGAGGCCGCGCAAGGCACCGGUGCUGCGGCACCAGACCCUCUCGCCCGGAACCAGCCUGCGCCCCCGGCCCCGCCCGCGGAAUAAAAAUUGCGGUGAAGAUACAAUAACCCAAGAAGGACGUCGCCACAUGGCUUGAGUAAGUAUUGCACGACUUAUGGUGCAUGAAACGUGAAUUUCGCACUACCCUCUCUCUGAUGUACCCCGACGACAACAUACGAGUAUUGUGCCGCAGAAUGAUGUUGCGUGCAACCUCGUGAUCCAACAAGCGGCUGCGCGGGUCUUUCUGUGAAAAACGAAACGUCGCG
This is a messenger RNA of Amoebophrya sp. A120, 2455 nucleotides long. NCBI's taxonomy places the organism in Eukaryota, Dinophyceae, Syndiniales, Amoebophryaceae. The record is from the annotation of a GenBank genome assembly.